AGGUUGGUGCAGAAUUUAUUGCGGCCGAGGAAGCCGCGACCGCCCGCAACAUCCCCUGCGCCUGCAUCGACGUAGAUUUGAACCAGUUCUGGAAGCGCCUCGGGAUGGCCGUGAUCCCCACGCCCUGCAACCUGGGGCACUCGAUGCUCGCGUGGCUGGCCUUCCCGCGCGUGGUGUUCCGCGUGCUCGGAUUCCCCCCCCGGGGCAACGUGGACGUGAUCGGCUCCAUGGUGCUGCACGGGGCCAGCUUCUCCCUCAUGACAUGGGUCGCCUUCAUUUUAGCAGGCUUCUGCGCCAGCCUCGUCACCAACUCCCUGCUCCAGCUGUUGGGCAUGGGGGCUGAGAAGGC
This is a messenger RNA of Prorocentrum cordatum, 349 nucleotides long. The record is from the annotation of a GenBank genome assembly. Lineage: Eukaryota; Dinophyceae; Prorocentrales; Prorocentraceae.